UGGAGGAUCGAAUAUCGCGUCCGUCUCGCACUGCAUCAUUCGCCUCAUUAUUUUAUCCAAAAAUCGCUUUUUCUGUGGCAGUGUUUGAGCUGAACCCCUUGAUGCCGGUCGCCUAAGAUUGUUCAUGCGGAUUAGACAGCACAGAUUGUUAUUAUGAUACAUCAGUCGUCUUCUGUAUCCUUUGGCAGAGCGUAGACUGGGGGUUGGGAGGGGAGAACCAGAUCUUUUGACCCAGCUGCAUCAUUCCCUGGAUAACGGGCACAGAGCCACCCGACAGCCUCAGUUGUUGUUUUCUUUUAUGCCGACAUCUGCUGCAUGUUGCUUACAUUUGCAUCCAAAGCAACAAGCCGACCGCAUUAUGAUGUGAUGGACCACUUUCAUCCCUAAAGAGGAAAUUAAUUAAUUUGGAUCAGAAUAUUUGAUAUAUUUUAGUUGAUUCAUUGAGAGUAGAACAACAAUCAAGGACUUGGUGACAUGAUGGAGAGUGUGGAGAAGGAGUGCGGAGCUCUGGGUGGAUUAUUCCAGGCGAUAGUCAAUGAUAUGAAGUAUUCCUAUCCGGUGUGGGAAGACUUUAUUGCAAAGGCCACAAAACUUCAAUCCCAGCUAAGAACCACAGUUUUGGCAGCUGCGGCUUUUCUUGAUGCCUUUCAGAAGGUGGCAGACAUGGCAACCAACACAAGAGGUGCCACCAGGGACAUCGGCUCAGCUUUGACCCGGAUGUGCAUGCGACACCGGAGCAUCGAGGCCAAACUGCGGCACUUCGCCAAUGCUCUUAUGGAAAAAAUGAUCGGCCCACUCCAAGACAAGAUAGAAGAGUGGAAGAAAACCACUGCCCUGCUUGAUAAAGACCACGCCAAAGAGUACAAACGCUCUAGGCAGGAGAUCAAGAAGAAAUCAUCUGAUACUUUAAAGCUCCAGAAGAAAGCCAGAAAAGGCAGAGGAGGUCUGCAGCCUCAGCUGGACAGUGCCAUGCAGGAUGUAAGUGACAUGUACCUGUUGAUGGAGGAGACUGAAAAGCAGGCGGUGCGCCGAGCGCUCCUGGAGGAAAGGGGGCGCUAUUGCACCUUCAUCAACUUCCUGCAGCCUGUUGUGAAUGGUGAGAUUGCUAUGCUGGGAGAAGCCACUCAUCUCCAAACAAUUAUUGAUGACCUCACUGUGUUGACCACUGACCCACAUAAACUACCAGAGGCCAGUGAACAGGUGAUAUUGGAUCUUAAGGGUUCUGACUACAACUGGUCAUACCAGACUCCACCUUCUUCUCCCAGUAGUGUCGGCUCCAGAAAGAGCAGCCUUUGCAGUUUGGUGCAUCUGCCACCUGGUGGCGCCCAUCGCCUGAGCAGCGUCUCCUCUCAUGAUUCAGGAUUUGUCUCUCAGGAUGCCAGUGUGCCCUCCAAACCUCCCUCCCCUAUGCCAAGCCAGAAAUCAUCCAGUUCUGCAUCCUCUGAGGCUUCAGAAACUUGUCAUUCAUUCAGUGAUUGUGGCUCUCCCACGAUAUUCGGCUCAUCCUUUGCUACCUUUCGCCCUGCUCACUGUUUUAAUGACUCCAUCAGGCCUCACUCUUACAUACUUCCUGCGUCCCCUUCUUAUAACCAAUCCCCAGGAUCAAACUCCCCUUCACCCACAUCAAAGGUUCCUUACUGGAAGCAGGACUGGUCAAAGGCAGGUCACUAUGAGCAGACAGUUGCUCCCCAGCAGCCCAGGUCUGAGGCUGCAGAGCCCUCUGUUGGUGUGGGAGGGAAUGGAAUGAUUCGCCCUGAGGAUCCUUACAGGGUCAGAAUGAAUUCUAAAGACAUCACUGCCAAGCAUGGGAAGCCGAUGUCAUCCGCUGCUAGUGAGCUGGCCAUGGUUUUGACUCGUGGGUUGAGUAUAGAACAGCAGCAGAAGAGCAGCUGUGACUCUCUGCAGUACUCCAGUGGAUACAGUACACAGAACACUACUCCAUCCUGUUCAGAAGACACUAUCCCCUCACAGGGAUCUGAAUAUGAUUGUUACUCUAUGAAUGGGGAUGCUGAUAACGACUCACAGACUGACUUUGACAAGUCCUGCACAGUCCCUCGCCAUAGUAACUUGGCUCAGAACUACAGGCGUAUGAUCCAGUCCAAGAGACCUGCCAGCACUGCUGGACUGCAUGGAGGACUGGGUGCCCAGGGUGCCACCACAACCAAAGGAAAAGGAGGAGGAAGUGGUGCCAUAUCUUCAGGAACAGCCACCAUUCGCAGAACCCCUUCUUCUAAAACAAAUGUGAGACGCACUCCUUCCAGUGUGGGUCCAAUCCCAAUUCGACCACCUAUCGUCCCUGUUAAGACCCCCAGUGUCCUGGACUCACCUGGAUUUCCCAGCCCUCCCCCGGAGCACAAUGGAAGUGAAGAAAGCUUGUACAAUGACGACUCAUUGGAAAUUCUAGAGUACAAGGCCUCUCCCAAGCGAAUGAGUCUGCCUAAUCCAUCUUGGGGUACUGGAGGUGGGCAAGAGAGGAGCAUCUACGCCCAGCAACCUGGAGCUAUGGGCUUCUGCUCUGAAGAAGACCAGAUACUAGCCGCCAACCGCCAUAGUCUGGUGGAGAAGAUUGGAGAGCUGGUUGCCAAUGCACAUGCUCUUGGUGAGGGCCAGUUUCCAUUACUCACAGACCCCCAGCCCAGCCAGGACAACCAUCAGGAUCAAGGUCCUGGCCAGAAUGGAGCAGACAUGCUGAAGACUAUCCGUAGAGGUGUGCGUCUCAGAAAAGCGGUCUGCAAUGACAGAUCGGCUCCCAGGAUCAUGCGAUAGUCUAAUACUGCUUAUAUUGCCAGGUUUAUUCCUACAGACUCUGCAAAUAAAGAGUAACGCUAUAUAAUGUAAAAAUAUGACAAGAUGGUGAUUGGUUUUUUUUGUUGUUGUUGUUUUUAUAUAUAAAUACAGUGUUAAAAUCUGGCGUUUAACCCCUGAAAAGCCAGUAUUGAUGUUACAUGUUGAGUGUAUAUGGACACUAUACCCUUGUGGACUGUUGUUAUUGUAGGUAUAUUCAACAGAGUUGGACUGAUAUCUUGAUGACGGGCAUAUUAUGAUGGAAAUCUUAUGACCUGAAGGAUGAGAAUGUAAUGUUUUAAAAUGUGUAUUAACAUGCUAGUUACACCAGUAGUUUCUUUUCGGAGUCGCAAUUUGUUAUGACUAUGUUCUUCAUUGUGAUACUUCUAUGUAACUGCUAUGUUAAGAGGUUCUUGAGAAAUGUCUCUUCUUGCGUGUAACUCUUACAAAGCCAAAGUCUUGUUCUUAACUGAAUAGCUGUUGGAAAAAGCACAAAACGGCUUAUACCGCAGCGCAGUCUCAGAUGGACCACACAAUCAAAUCACCGCACAUGCUGUACACUGCCAAAUAAAGCACAUUAGUUGUACUAGA
Molecule: messenger RNA, 3375 nt
Organism: Myxocyprinus asiaticus (Chinese sucker)
Lineage: Eukaryota; Metazoa; Chordata; Actinopteri; Cypriniformes; Catostomidae
Product: protein MTSS 2-like
Exons: 15
Coding region: 475-2766 (763 amino acids)
Biological process (GO): cell projection assembly; plasma membrane organization
Cellular component (GO): actin cytoskeleton; cytoplasmic side of plasma membrane
Molecular function (GO): actin binding; phospholipid binding
Source: RefSeq, a predicted model, not a curated record